This is a messenger RNA of Pyrus x bretschneideri (Chinese white pear), 2807 nucleotides long. RefSeq lists its product as uncharacterized. Gene Ontology annotation, molecular function: transmembrane transporter activity. The coding region runs from base 194 to 2524 and encodes 776 amino acids. Gene Ontology annotation, biological process: transmembrane transport. NCBI's taxonomy places the organism in Eukaryota, Viridiplantae, Streptophyta, Magnoliopsida, Rosales, Rosaceae. The transcript is spliced from 3 exons. Gene Ontology annotation, cellular component: plasma membrane. The record is from RefSeq and is a predicted model, not a curated record.
AAUGUAUGUAUUCCUUCUCCUCCAAACCAGCCUUUCCUCUCGACCCUUCAUGCAUGCUCAUCAGUCAUCAGGUUGUAAGCAAAACCAACAAGCUUCCCAACACUUAGGGUAAAAACCCUUCCAUCCGAAUUCACACCAUUAAUUCCUUGUUUCACCAAGUGUCCGUGAGCAUAAAUUGUCUGUCUCCACGACAAUGGGGGAUUACCAAACCCAAUCGCUGUGGCGGAUGCGCCUAGGCUCCGCCCUUCGCACGGCUUUGGCAUGCACCAUUGUCGACUGCACCGUCCUCUAUGGACCUCCACAACUUAAAAAGUACAUAACCUACCCGUCCUUUUCGUACAUGACCACAAUCCUAAUAGCCCCGGACGCAACGCUUGGGGACGUCAUGAGAAGCUGUUGGCAUGUGAUCUUUGCCACGGCACAGGUACUUUUGUCUUCUGUGCUGACCCUUUGGCUGGUGGAGCCUAAAAACUUCACGGUGGAGAUAGCGGUGGUGGCAGUUGCUCUGAGUGCUUUUGUGGUGGCAUUGCCGGAGUCCACGCACUUGAUGUCGAAGAGAAUUGCGUUUGGGCAGUUUGUGAGUGUUUAUGUUGGCACUGUGAUUCAUGGGGCACAAACUGGAGUUGUCAUGCAUCCACUUGGCGUUGCAUCAAGCACUGUCCUUGGAGCUUUCGCUUCUGUUGUUGCUAUGUUGUUUCCUUAUCCUCGGCUAUCUUACUAUGAGGUCAGUAAAUCGUGGCGCAUGUAUGCCGGAAAUGCUUCUCAGAGGUUAGCUCGCUUCGUUGAGGCCAUCUCUUCCCGGGACAAGAGCGGAGCACUCGAACUCCUCUCUCAAGGACAAUCUCUCUCUAAAGAAGCAGCUAAGCUUCUUCAAAGCAUCAGUAAUAAUCUGGAAACGAUGGUGUGGGAGAGACCACAUAUCAAAUUUCUGAAACCAAAUUAUCUGGACUCAGGUGAAAGGUUGCAAGAAAUUGAGGUUCCACUGAGGGGAAUGGAAAUAGCCUUAUCUAGUUGCUCUUCACAUCCUGUAAACCUAAUUGAUGAAGAGCUAAGACGCAAUUUACAAAGUUCAGAAGUACAGGUUAGGCUAAGGCUUCUGCAAGCUAAGUACUCUUUGCCUUCCGAUGCAACAUUGGCUCCGGAGCCAUACAGAGAAAUCUUCGACAAGCCACUUUGGGCCGGAAAACCCACCACCAAUAACCGUGAGAAUCUUCCGGCUUUCUUCUUCUUGUACUGCAUGGAACUCCUCCUAGAAAACCAACCCAUUGCCCGGAAUCCUGGAAACACUAGGAAACCUAACCAAGAACCGAGUGAUUCGCAAAAUCAACAGUGGUGGAACUUCAAAAGUGUUUGGAGAAACAUAAUCCCAAGUACCAGGAGUAUAAUUUUUGCUCUCAAGUGCUCACUUGCAUUAGGCCUUGCUGUGUUAUUCGGCCUGUUGUAUAACAAGGAAAACGGGUACUGGUCAGGCCUCACCAUUGCCAUCAGCUUUGUAACAGGACGGCAAGCAACAUUCACAGUUACAAAUGCUCGAGUUCAAGGAACGGCACUGGGAUCGAUCUACGGAAUCAUAUGGUUAUUUAUUUUCCAAAGACUUGAGAAAUUCAAGCUCGUACCACUCAUACCUUGGAUCUUUUUUUGCCAUUUUCUUAGGCAUAGCAGGAUGUAUGGCCAAGCUGGUGGGAUCUCGGCAGCCAUUGGAGCAUUACUUAUCUUGGGUAGGGAAAACUAUGGUCCUCCAAGUGAAUUUGCAUUUACAAGAAUGAUAGAGGCAUCCAUUGGACUGCUUUGUUUCCUUUUUGUAGAGAUUGUCUUUUAUCCGAUGAGAGCAGCGACCCUAGCAAAAAAUAAGCUCUCACAAAGCAUGGAGGCGCUUCGAGAUUGUAUCGGAGUAAAUCUUUGUGUACCAGCUUCCACAGGAUUGAGGGAAAAGCGGAGGAAGCUCAAGUCCCAUAUGAAAGAACUAGAAACAUUCAUCCAAGAAGCUGAAACAGAGCCUAAUUGCUGGUUCUUGCCCUUCCAGCGUGCCGGUUACAAUCGGGUGCUAGGAUCUUUAUCAAAAAUCGCUGAUCUUUUACUAUUUGUGGCCUAUAAGACGGAGUUUCUCGCACAAGUAGAGCAGAACUUUGGAGGUGUUUGGGAGGAACUAAGGCAACAAAUGAAUGCUGAUCUAGAGCUGCUAAAGGUUUGCCUUGAGGAGGCGUCUUCGAUCAAGCCCAUGCCGGUAUCCGAGACAAUGUCGGAAAGUGAUUACCACGACAGUGAAUUGGGCAAACCACCAAGGGGAUUUGCGACUUUGGGUUGUGCUGAUGAUAAAGAGGUUGAGACUAUUGUGAGUAGUUUUCUUCAACAUUUGCAGGAAGUGGCUGACAAGGUACAUACUAGUGACAUUGAAGAGAAACAGAAGAGCCAAAUGAUUCUUUGUUUGACUAGCCUGGGAUUCUGCAUUUCAAGCGUGAUGAGAGAAGCAAUGGAGAUGAAGAAAGAAUUGAAAAAACUAGUCAAAUUGAAUGCGCCUACAUAGUGUUUAAGAUUUUGGCUCGUCAGAGACUCACAAUUAGUGUCCUAUUUUGUUUAUGUUAUAGUAAGAAAAUUAAAGGUGUACCGAUUAUUUUAAUAAAAGGACUAGGAAAGAAUCAAAGUUUUCUUGUACAAUUAGAUUGGGAAUCCUAUACGAUAAUUUGGAAAAGGAAAGAAAGUGUUCUUUAGAGUAAGAAACUAAUCAUAAAAUAGCCACCCUAUACUUAAAAAUAGGGUGUGGCAAGGCUAUGGAAAGUGUGUGAAGCUAGAGACAACCGCUGGAAAGA